GGCCAGAAGAAAAGCACCGUGAAGGUGUGGGACUUCUUCGAGCCUGGCAAGAGGAUCACAGCCCUAUUCACCGUGAACAGCAGCGGACGCAUGCGUGUCUGGAAGAACGGCGAGCUGGCCGCCGAAAUAGACGGGCACGCACCGUAUUUCAACGACAGGCCGCACCUGAUGAUCGGCGGCCACUACCUGUACAAGAA
Messenger RNA from Prorocentrum cordatum, 197 nucleotides. The record is from the annotation of a GenBank genome assembly. NCBI's taxonomy places the organism in Eukaryota, Dinophyceae, Prorocentrales, Prorocentraceae.